Molecule: messenger RNA, 2817 nt
Organism: Stylophora pistillata
Lineage: Eukaryota; Metazoa; Cnidaria; Anthozoa; Scleractinia; Pocilloporidae
Product: ras association domain-containing protein 4
Biological process (GO): signal transduction
Source: RefSeq, a predicted model, not a curated record
UAUUUUUCACUUCUUCAAGACUACAUUAUUAUUUUUUUUUUCAGUAGAAUAGACAGUAAAAGAGAUUUCUUCUGUGUUAUUCUGUGAUCAAAACUAAGAAACGAAAUACUUCGUUUGAAUCGCCUAAGCACUCAAAAUACAUAAACAAUAACUCGAAUGAAAAUUAUUCCUAAGAAUAUUAUUAAAACCUUUGAGGCCAGGUGAAAUAUUUAACGGUGAUGUUUCAGGGAGUUUAUAUAUGACGACUGUAUAAGCUCCCGGAGUUUGUUGUUCGGAAGUUUUUACGCUUUACUGCAAACUUCUGUUAGUUUUUGGAAAAUGCUAUAAAUAUUUGUUAAGUAGAUCUUCGUUCAGUCUAUUAAAUUCUAUGGUAAAGUGUAUCACGCGAUGACUGAUAUUAUUUUAGAAUUCUGUGAGAUGGGCCUAAGAUUUGUGCUAAACGGUAAGCUCUCAGAUAAGAGACGAAUAAUUAAGCAACUUGCUUUGUUGUAUAAGAAGCAGAGUUAUUUCUGAAAUUCCUUUAUAUUUUUUGGUCAAAAUAUUUUUGAUCUUCAUAUGGAAAUUCAUGUCCGAUAGUGAUAAAAUUCCAACCUGUCAAAGUCCAAGGCCGGACUGUGUAUUAACAAGUGAAAAUUUCGCUUUUUGUUGUAACCUUUUCUUAAGGCAGGUAAAUAACAGCCCAUUCAUUCAUUACCACAGCAACUCACUUUCAAGAGUUUGACUUUGGUCAAAUAUUUUUUAUGUUGCUAUGAAGUGGAUGUUCUAGAUGCUAAUUUCUUUGCCAAGGCCGUCAUGAAUAAGUGCCAGCUCUAUUUCCAGCCAGUUGCUCGCAAGUAUUCUUUUUAAAUUAAUCUCACACCAAGAUAUAAUAUCAAUUUAAUUAUAAAUUCAUCGUUGCAACUUAACGUCACUUUUGAAAUCACAGUGUUUACUUUAGACUUUUGUAAACACCGGGCCAGUUAUUCAAACAAAUUCUAGUCUUUGUUUUGAAAACUGAGUGGUAAACCUUUCAUAUUUUUUAAGAAGGCAUUAUGUCUUAGUACGCUUUUAAACCAUCUACUUAUGGACAAAUUUCCAAAUCUAUCGAAGAUCAUAUAUUGCCUUCAUGUGUCAUUUUCUUUCAUUUCUGAAUGGCUACCAUGAUAAUUUUGGUUUUAUGAUAGUCAUUUCUAGAUAUUGGCUUUCUUGGCCAGAAAAAUCUGACAAAAGAGCAGUGACAUAAGAAUUGAUUAUAUUAUGUUAACCAAUCAUAUUUUUUUCCUUUCUCAGAUUUGAGGAAGUAAUCGUAAAUAUCAUAACUGUAAUAUUUUGGGUGAUUGCUAUAUGUACACACCGAUCUUUUUUGUCCAGAUGAAAUUUUUGGUGAAAUUUGUUUCUUGCAACAUGAACAUUAACUGGAGCUGUCAAGUUUGAUAAAAAUUAUCAGAAUAGCUUCUUCUUUCAAGUGAACAACCAUUUCCCCUCUGCUUCUGUCAAAAAAUGUUGUAAAUGAGUCAACAUUUUUUCCUUUGGUCCAUUCCAAGAUUCCAGUUCCUGUUUUUCCAUUUCCUGUGAUGAUGCAACGAAGUUUAGUGUUUCUUUACAUGCUUUGUCCUUUGAUGAAAUAUGGAAGCAGACGCAUUUCUGAUGAUUCAACGAAGAGUUCCUCGUCUGUUGUCAAACUGGGUGCACAGAGGAAUUCCUUACUGUAAUAUUCCAUGCUACAGUUUGUUAUUUGGCCCUGGUGGAUAUGGCCGCGGAGGAACAGAGUCAUACCAAUAUUUUGCAGAUGAUAAGCUUACGCCAGCUGAAUUGGAUGCCAUUAGGAAUGAAAUCAUUCCAAAGCUAAAAGAGUAUAACACAUUCUUUGAGGGACGCAAAGCUCUACAGUUAACAAGCAAAGAGCUUAGUGGGAGACUUAUACUGGAGGGGGUUCUGAAGAUUUACUGGGGUUUAAAGGUGCCUGUUACGCUUGCAAGUCACAAUUUGUCGUAUUGGAGGAGACGUACACAGAAAGAACAGAAUGGUUACAGAGGAUCAGCUGUUAACAGAGUCAAGGAUGGCAUUAGACCUAGAACAAGUAGCUUAGAGAAGAUUCUGGCCAGACGCCGGUCCAUCAACAACAAAAAUAUUCCAGAUGCAGGAGAUCAGAAAACUAUUCUGGAUUUCACAGUUCAGUCCCCAGAAGGACAUACGACAUUCAUUCCUCCUUAUGGCACUUCAACAAACUUGCGUGUGACAAGCAGAACCAAAACAAGAGAAGUCAUAAAAAUGCUGAUGACUAAAUUCCAGAUUACAGAUGCACCUCAAAAAUUUAAUCUCUAUGCAGUUUAUGACAAUGGGUCAAUUAGACAACUUCAAAAGGAAGAAUUCCCUCUUCAUUGUCGCCUUUUGUUAGGGCCCAGUGAGGAGGCUGCAAAGAUAUUUGUUAUGGAGGCUGACGAUACCAAUAACAUAUCUCAUGAGGUUGCACAAUACAUUCAUUUUGCCACGCCUGUGUUACAAGCCUUCCUGGACAAAUAUCAGGAAGAGGAAGAAAGAGAAGUGGAGAGAGUAAAACAGUGUUACAUGCUCUACAAGCAGAAGCUACAAGAGAGGCUGGCAGAAAUAUCCACUGCUGUAUAACUCCAUGGCUGACCAAUAAUAGGAACAUUCAAUAUGAUGAUAUUUUUAAUGUAUUUUAAAUAAAAAAAAGUAUUUAUUUGUUUAAAGAGAUUUAGCCAUGUAAGUAACUCAAUAAAUUUUUAUUAGUUUAAUAAUGCCAUGUGCAGCCUUUUAAAGAUUAGAGGUUGAAUGACUGUUUUUCUUUUUGUAAAGAAAUGUAUAUACUUUUCUGUA